This is a messenger RNA of Diatraea saccharalis (sugarcane borer), 5011 nucleotides long. The record is from the annotation of a GenBank genome assembly. Lineage: Eukaryota; Metazoa; Arthropoda; Insecta; Lepidoptera; Crambidae.
UUAAUAUGUGAGUUAUAAGUAACGGAAAUCACUGUCUUUGGUCCAUUCGUUUCCUGCAAAAAUCAACUUUUUUAGUGCUUUCUUUUUUUUAAAUACUUCCUCAUUCGAACUAUAAUGUCGUUGGCCAACCCUGAAAGGAACACUAACUUUAAAAAAUAAUUGUUUGUCAAAUAAAUAAUGACAUUGACAAGUAUUUCUCGUGUAAAAUUUGUUUGGCGCGCAAAAAUGUUGUGUUCAUGUUGUUUUGUGCGUGUUGCAUGUGAUGUGCCCAUAACUUAUUAUAGUACAGUUUUGAUCUAUUUAUAAAGACACUUAUAGAGAUCAUAAAACUUGGCUAAUUAUUGUGAAUUCUAACUAGUCCUAACAUAAUAAAAAUACCACGCAGAAUCUGGUUAUGUGACUAACAGAAACAAAAAUGACUGAAAUUCUGUCAUCGGAAGAAAUAACAAUGUCUUCCGUAACAGCAACCUAUGAUCUAGACACAUCAUCAAAAAUUUGUAACGAAUCCAUGUCUGAAGAUAAUAAUGUGAAUAAUGCACAAGCAAAGGGAUCGUAUGAUGAUUAUCACCCUAUAAGUAUUGUAAAAAAGAUCCGAAACCGCUCUAAAAUAUUUAAUGAUAGUGAAGAUGAACAAGAAGGAGUGAAUAUACACAAUGAUACAUUGCAAUCUACUUCUAACGUUAGUAGUGAUAGUGAUGAUUAUACAAACUUAAUAAAACAAAGAUCAGGGAAAUCGCGAUUAAAAAAAAUUAAAAGUGACGAGUCUGAAUCAGAUUCGAGUAACAUUCAUGAAAAAGAAAAUAAGUUGAUUAAUGAUAGAGGCGAACUACAAAAAAGAAUCAUAAAAAAACGAAAUAAAUUAAAAGAGAAGUUUCAAAACCUCAAUGCUAAAGACAAACAAGAAGAAACAAAAGGUGAAAGUUUAACAUAUCAAAAUAAUAUCAUUGAAAAUGAAUCACCUGGUUCAAGUGAUGAUGAAAUUACUUCUAUUAAUGAAAUAAAACAAAAAAUAAAAGAACGAACAAAUACUUUAAAAUUGUCUAUAUGUGAUCCUGAUACUUCAGAAGAUGAAAGUAACCAAGUGAGGUCUGUUCGAAAACCAAAACAAAUUCAAAAGAGAAUGAAACUUACUUCUCCAAAACCACAGAAGAUGUCUGCAAAACAAGCAUUAGAAAAUAUGCAAAAGAUCAAAAGUGAAUCUAACCGUAUGCUUAGAGAGAAAGAAGUUACAUUACCUUACCACAGACCAAAGACGUUAAGUUUGAAAGACAUCAUGAGUAGAAGGAAACCUGCUGUGUCAACAGAUGGUAAAAUUCUACCUAUAAAAAUGAACGAAGAACAGUUAAAACAAUAUGUGUUACAGUUAGAACAAAGGCAAAAAGAAAUGAUAGAGUUGUGUAAAAGUGACACAGAUGAAGAAGAAACUGAGGUAUUAGAUGACAUGCAACAAUCAGACCAUUCUGCUGUACAAUCUUCUCUCUUAGUGCCUGAAUUAACUGACCAAGGAAGUGAAUCUGUAGCUUUAGCUAAUUGUGAUAGUUCCUUAAUAAUAUCAGAUAAUGGAGUGAAUUCCAAAGAUGAAAUUGAUGCUACUAAAUCAGAUAGUUUUUUGAAACCCAUAGAGCAAUCAAUUGCCAUCAUUAACACAUCUCAUAAUAAUUUAGAAGUUAUUGAACAGAAAGAAGACAAAAGUCAAACAACAGAACUUGAUGAAUCUAAUGAAAGUUUGCAAAACAAUUCUGAGGAAAUGGAACUUACAUAUAAUGAUUCUAUUGAGACACAAAAUGAGGAAGAUAAUUCAUUGAAAGAAAUAAAUAUUAUAAAAAAUAACCUACCCGAAGAAAAUGAAAGUGGUGUGGCAAUACAGUCUAGUUCUUCUAAUCUAGACACGAAUACUACAAGUUUUGACACAAAUGACUUUGACGUUUUGAAUGGAGUACAAAACGAUAAUUUAACAGAAAAAGAUAGUCAAUUAAUUUCAUUGCAUUAUGAUACAAAGUUAAAUGAUUCAGAAACAUAUAACACUAACACUAAAGUUAUGCCUUCUGAGAUAAACAACAUUAGUCAUAAAUUUCCUAAUCACAAGGGAAUGGAUAUUAAAAAUGUUGAAGAAAACCCAUUCUCAGAUGAUGACAUAGAGAUGGAAGAUUUAAAUAUGGAUGAUAUUGAUAGUAUUAUUGAAAAUGCGUCCACAGCAAAAGUUGCAGAUAAUGUAUCUGAUACAGAAUUCAAAUCACAUGGAUAUGGUAAACAAGACACAUUGUCAUUAAAAUCAAAACCAAAGCUAAUGGGUAAACCAGGAAUGGUUAUAGAUUUAGAUGACAGCACAGAUACAUGUCCAAAAAAAUUGACAGGUGUAGAAUUGUUGAAAGAGAGAUUUACAUUUUUCGCUAAACUGAAAACUCCAGAAGAGCUGGAAAGAGAAAGAGAGAAAAGGCAAAAACCUGGAACCCAACAUAUAAAACUGAAGCAAGAACUUGAAGAGAAGAUAGCCGAGCAGAGAUCUCUUGAGUGGGCAAAACGUUUGGAAAAUGAAAAUCAGCCGCAAAAAGAAGUUGAUGCUGUGGUAGGCAAUAUAUCAGAUGUUGAAGAUGAUAUUGAUAAAAUAGAAGCGAAAUUAGAAGAGGAACAAGGAGAUAGUAUAAGCUCUCCUUCAGAAAGUGAAGAAGAAAUUGAAGAUGACGUAUUAAUUGAAGAUAAACCGAGAAAGAAGAAUCCUCUAUUUGAAGAUGAAGCUGAAGAAUCUGAUGUAGAUGAGACGGUAAAAAGUAAUGAUGAGAUAGAAAAUGAUGCCGACAUUUAUGAACAUAAUAGUGUUGAAAAUGAAGAUCUUAGUGACGACGAAGAAUCCUCUGAAUCGGAAGAUGAAGAGGAGAGUAAACCGAAAAGAGGUAGAAUAUUAAAAGCAUUUGAAGAUUCCGAUGAUGAAGAGGCAAAUAAUAAAAUUAAUGAAAGUGAACAGGCAAAAGCAGAAAUUAUCAAAGACGGAAUAGACAAAAUAAGAAGCCAAACUGAUAUGGCAGAUACGACAACACCAAUUGACGUUACCAAUAACCCAGAAAAACUUAGAACACAUAUCAAUGAUAAUAUUAGUGAAUCCCAAGAUGAUGAUCUCCAAUUAGCUCAAAUUCCCAAAACCAAUUCUGAAGAAUUAUUUACAAGUCAGGAGAGUAUAGUUCAUAACAAAAUUGUUCAAUCUGUCAAUGACGGCAGUGAUGCAGAUUUAGGAUCUCAGACGUUUUCUAUAUUAAACCAUGAUACUGUUGUAAAAAACGUCUUAGGAAUAGAGCUAAGUAGUCAAAAAAAUUCAAGUGGUAUAUCUGAAACACAAUUAUUGGAUGAUAAUUUGGAUGCAAUAGUAAGUAUGUGUCCAAGUUUACCCCUAAAAUGCAUUGAAUUUAAUCCGCCAUCAAUGCAAUCGCAGAACUCGCAGUCACAAGUGAUAGGGGAUGAUAUUUUAGAUAUGUGUACAGGAAAAUUUUACGAUAAUCAAUUGGUUUCACAAACUGACGACAAUGCUGCAAAUGCGAGCAUUGAUAUAUCGCAAGAAUACACACCAGAUGUUGAGGAAGAUGAGAAAAACGAUGAAACAGAAAAACGAGAAAGUAACAUACUGAAAUCUGUUCUUGAUGAAUUAAAUGACACUGAAGUAAAAUCUUCUAAACCUUUGAAGUAUUUUUCAAAUGGUAUUAGUAAAAAUAACGUGAACAAUGCUCAAAUUAAAAGGAAAUUAAUCAUAGAUUCUGAUGAUGAUGUUACUGAGGCAAUUGAAGAUAAUAAAGAUAAAAAGAGAAGAAAAAAAAGGAAAAAGCUUGAGAAACGUGCAUUGCAAAUUUCAGAUGAUGAAGAAUGUAGUGAACAAGAAAAUGAAGAUAUUAUGCCUGAAAAUGAUGAAGUUGAAAAUGACAAUGAAGAAAGAUUAGUUGAAUAUGAUUCUGAAGAGAAUGAGAUAGAGGUGAAGCUACAGCCGAAGAAGAAACGGAAGGCGGUAGAUUUCUUCGAGCAGGAAGCCGAAUUGACUUCUGAAGACGAGUGGGCGGGCUCCGGUGACGAAGAUGAAGCCGGCCUCGACUGUAUGGAGCGAGAAGCUGGUGACGACGACACUUUCCACCAGGGGGCGCUGCAGGCUGAGCUGGGGCAGAUACAUAUGCGAAAUGUACUAGAUCAAGAUAAGCGUGAAGUGAGAUUAAUUCAAGAGUUAUUAUUUGAAGAUGACUUGGGAGGCGGAGGGAGACAGCGGAAAUUCCGUUGGCGGAAUGCAGACGGAGAGGAAGUCACUGGCACGACAUCUAACGAAUUGACUGAUACACAAGAAGAAGAAUUCGAAUCUGAAGAACAGUGGCGGAAACAGAGACACGAGAGGGAAAUGUUCCUGAGACAAAUGAAAUCUGAAGAGGAAUCAGAGAACGUUCUCGAUGUUAGCAUAAAUCGAUCGACUAUAAUUAAAGCUAAUCUGUUGUCUCGAACUAUGUCAAGCAUAAUAGAAGAAAAUAAGCAAGCUCCUGCGGGAACAGUUCAAAGCUCAGCCGUUCCUGAUAAAAAGAUCACAAAAGAUAUACCGAGCCCUAAGAAACCAUUCUCGGUGUUUCAGCAAAAUUACCAUGGGUCAUUGCUGACGCGAGGCCGCGGGGCGUUAGCUAGGUUAGCAGCACUGGCGACACCUUUAGCAGUCGACGACGAAGCUCAGAAGAUUGGUCUCAUCGCGGCAUCUAGCAAAAGAAACUUUGUUUUCGCUGCCAUAACCCCAAAGGAUGAAACCAAGGUACCUAAGAGAAAGGCCGAUACAGAUAUUGGAACCCCACGACUUCUAAAGAAAAUGAGGAAAGAGAGCAACAAUCAGCUCAGAAAGAGUCUACUAGACCAUUUGAAAUCAUGAAAUCAUCAGUUUUAUAUUUAAGACGUAACUGAAUUAUAUGUAAUAAAUUUUAGGUACAUUAUUGAUGAUAGUUUUAUAAGCUGUUGACCUGUAGUUAUAAUUUAUUUUAUUUUAUGAUACAUAAAGAAAAAUGCA